CAUUAGUCCAAAUUCACCUUUGAAACAGAGCUUGAGUUUACUUCAGUAAAAAUAAAAAAUGGCCCGUACCAAGCAAACUGCUCGCAAAUCCACUGGUGGAAAGGCUCCAAGGAAGCAGCUAGCCACCAAGGCUGCAAGAAAGUCAGCUCCGGCUACCGGAGGAGUGAAGAAGCCUCACCGUUUCAGGCCAGGAACUGUAGCUUUAAGGGAAAUCAGGAAGUACCAGAAGUCUACUGAGUUGUUGAUCAGGAAGCUUCCUUUUCAGAGGCUAGUGAGGGAAAUCGCUCAGGAUUUCAAAACAGAUCUGAGGUUUCAGAGCAGUGCUGUGGCUGCUCUACAAGAGGCUGCUGAGGCUUACCUCGUUGGUCUCUUUGAAGAUACUAAUCUCUGUGCAAUUCACGCCAAGAGGGUCACUAUCAUGCCCAAAGAUAUUCAGCUUGCUAGGAGGAUCCGUGGAGAAAGGGCUUAAGAAGAAACUUUUAAUGGUUAAAGUUGAUUAGGGUUUGUCUGCUAGGGUUAGUGGUGUAAAUCCUAAUAGAUAAUUUUAGUUGAAGUAGGUGUAAACUGUUGGUUUACCAGUUUCGGGAUCUGAUUAAUGAAAAUUUUGUACCUUUUCUUUUGAAUCUAAGAUCUUGCCCUUACGUCGGCACUGAUGAAUUCCAAUGAUUAACGAUUGAAGCAAUACACAGUGUUUCUUGA
Molecule: messenger RNA, 699 nt
Organism: Solanum pennellii
Lineage: Eukaryota; Viridiplantae; Streptophyta; Magnoliopsida; Solanales; Solanaceae
Product: histone H3.2
Exons: 1
Coding region: 59-469 (136 amino acids)
Cellular component (GO): nucleosome
Molecular function (GO): structural constituent of chromatin; DNA binding; protein heterodimerization activity
Source: RefSeq, a predicted model, not a curated record